Molecule: messenger RNA, 783 nt
Organism: Talaromyces amestolkiae
Lineage: Eukaryota; Fungi; Ascomycota; Eurotiomycetes; Eurotiales; Trichocomaceae
Exons: 3
Coding region: 1-783 (260 amino acids)
Source: RefSeq, a predicted model, not a curated record
AUGGCCGCUCCUCGCUCAACCUCCCUCCGUGCUCUGCGUGCCGUCUCGCAGCAUCACACUCCUGCAACGACUCUCCACUGCCGUCGUCGUCUGCACAUCACUGGAGCCUUUUCCGCUCAGCCCGUCGAGGGCACCGACAAGGCCGCUGCCUAUGCUGCUCGCACCCUUGCAGACCUCAAGAAUGAAUGCCAUCGACGAGGACUGAGGACUGGCGGCUCAAAGACUGAGCUCGUCGAUCGUCUCUCCAACAAUGACGUACUAUAUACCCGAGCUUUCAACAUUGCAAAAUCCCGUAUCAACGGCAGUGUUUUCGGAGGACCCGCCGAAACCCGCUCCUUCAACACAUCCCGCGCCAGCAAAUCCGUCAAAGACUCCUCCACCCUUGACUUCGUCUACAUGCCCUCCAUCGCCAGCAUUGAGGCCGAAUUAACUCCGGCCCAACGCAUCCCCAUUCUGGGAAACAUGAGCUUCGACUACAACGCUUCUGACCUCAGUCAGUCCGAAUACCCGCCCAUGAAGCCCCAGAUUCAUGCCAUUGGCGAGACAGGUCCGGAUCUCGCGGCUAGUCCCAUGAGCGAAGUCGUGGACAAUCAUGCCGUAGAUAUUGAUCCAUUCAAACUCACCGAGACAGUCGGAAAGUCGCGUGCCGGCGAGAACGAGAUGAGAGAGAAACGGUUGUUGGCUGGACAGGCAGACAAGGGUGUGAUUGGGGAGUUGUUUGGUGGUAUGAUUGAUGAUAUUUGGGGUAAAGGUUCGAGUACUGUUACUAUCAGUACUAAGUAA